Messenger RNA from Microplitis demolitor, 849 nucleotides. RefSeq lists its product as uncharacterized. The transcript has a single exon. The coding region runs from base 40 to 807 and encodes 255 amino acids. The record is from RefSeq and is marked provisional. Lineage: Eukaryota; Metazoa; Arthropoda; Insecta; Hymenoptera; Braconidae.
UAAUUGUUGGUAGAAAAACAAUAAUUUAUUAUUAAAAAAAUGGAAGACGCAGAUUUGCCGGAAUCAACCAGCAAAAUUGAUUCAAUAACAAAUUUAAUACAACAAAUAACCGAUCGUAUAAAAUUUUUGUGUGAUGAUCAAAUAGAUGAAAAAUAUUUAUCAUAUUUACAAGCAUUACUUAAUGACAGUAAAAUUCAUUUAAAAAGAGAACAAUUUAAAAAAGUUGAUAGUACAUAUCAAAAAUUAAAAAAAGAAUUAAACAAAUUUCGUUUAACAGUGGUACGAGAUUGUGCUGAUUUAAUCCAAAUAGCUGUUGAGAUAGAUAUGAUGAAACGUCGGUUCGACAAUAUUCAAAAAGAAUAUUUGCUAAUUAAAUCAAAUGAAUCGGAUAUUCGAGACGAUGAAAAUGAUCAAAUGAAUAUUUCAUUUAAAAAUGGACAAUAUUUAAGUAUUCUCAGUCUAAUGCAUGCUAAAGCACAAAAAAUAAUUAAAUUGUAUAAUAGUCGGGUUGAUGAAUAUAGUUUGUAUAUUGAUAACUUUAACCAGUUUAUUGAACAGUUUAAUCGUGGAUAUAUUAUAUAUACAUCACCAUCAACAGAUGAAACUUAUACGUUAUUAUUAGUUGAUAUUGUUCAUGACAUUUUUAAUUUAAUAGAACCGUCAGUUGGUGAGAUUGAUGUAAAACGUAGUCAAAUAUUUAAAUUAUUUGAAACUAGUUAUAAUACAAGUUUGAAUGAUUUAAUGACUGGUUCAAAGUUAAAUAAGAUUACAGGAUUAAAAGAAGUAACUAGCACAAAAUCAAAUUAAUUAUUAUUAAUUUUUUAACGAAAAAAAAAAAAAAAACAAAAA